Molecule: messenger RNA, 2159 nt
Organism: Vigna angularis (adzuki bean)
Lineage: Eukaryota; Viridiplantae; Streptophyta; Magnoliopsida; Fabales; Fabaceae
Product: clathrin interactor EPSIN 1
Exons: 11
Coding region: 192-1886 (564 amino acids)
Biological process (GO): endocytosis
Cellular component (GO): clathrin vesicle coat; endosome; plasma membrane
Molecular function (GO): phospholipid binding; clathrin binding
Source: RefSeq, a predicted model, not a curated record
GGAGCAUGGUUAUAGAGAAAUUUCGGAAAACAUAUUAACAAAAAUUCUCUUUGAAUGUAUUAGAUCUGAAAUCGUUGCCACUGAAAACCAAUCGAAAUCGCUGCAAUUAAUUUAACCGUUUUUCAAUAUUUCUUUCUCUUCAGAUAAGACCAGAUCAGAUCCACAGCGUCUCAUUUCGCGGAUCCACCGCCAUGGAUUUCAUGAAGGUCUUCGAUCAAACCGUUCGAGAAAUAAAGAGAGAGGUAAAUCUGAAGGUGCUUAAGGUUCCGGAAAUCGAACAGAAGGUGCUCGAUGCAACUGACAAUGAACCUUGGGGUCCUCAUGGUACUGCACUGGCAGAGAUUGCACAGGCUACCAAAAAAUUUACUGAAUGUCAAAUGGUCAUGAAUGUCCUCUGGACAAGACUGGGCGAAACUGGAAAAGACUGGAGAUAUGUAUACAAGGCGUUGGCGGUUAUAGAGUAUUUGGUAGGACAUGGAUCUGAACGUGCAGUUGACGACAUUAUAGAACAUACUUUUCAGAUUUCAGCACUUUCUAGUUUUGAAUAUGUUGAGCCAAGUGGGAAGGACGUAGGACUCAAUGUAAGGAAGAAGGCUGAAAACAUUGUGUCCCUUUUGAAUGAUAGGGAUAAGAUACAUGAUGUCAGAAAUAAAGCUGCUGCAAACCGUGACAAGUACAUUGGAGUUUCUUCUAGUGGUAUCACAUACAAGUCUGGUGGGUCAGCCUCUUAUAGUAGUGGCGGCAUCUCUCAGAGCAGUGGUAAGUAUGGAGGCUUUGGAUCUAGAGAUGGUGACAGGUUUAGUGAUAACAAUAGAGACAAGGGGGGAUCCUAUGAUGAAGAUUACCAUGGAAAAUCACACCAUACUGUUGCAAGUGACAAUCAAGACAACUCCUUCAAGAAGGGUUCAUCACGAUCUGUCAGCAAAAGUCCGGAAAACAAGUCAUCUAGAGUAUCAAAGUCAUCAACUAAUGCAAAUAAUUAUGGUUCAGUACCUUCUCAAAGUUCAAGUGUACCUGAAAAUAGUACUGAGGAUGACAUGGAUGAUUUUGAUCCAAGAGGAACUUCUACCAAAACUUCGGCAGGAAACUCUAACCAAGUUGAUCUCUUUGAACAAGAUUUAAUUGGUGACUUCAUGGAUGCUCCAACAUCUGUUCCUGUAGAGAAGCCAGCAACUGGUAAUUUGCCAGAGGUUGAUCUUUUUGCAGAUGCAUCAUUUGUAUCUGCAACACCUCAAAUGGACAAAGGAGCUAGUUCUCAACCACAGGCUGAGGUGGAUCUAUUUGCUUCACAACCCGCUAUUUCUACAGUUACACCAACAGUUGACUUGUUUUCCAUUCCUGAACCGGUAGUGCAGCCAGAUAGCAAGCCAGAGAAAUCUGGUCCUGUGGAUAACAGCUCGUUUGAUCCAUUUGCUGCUGUUCCUCUUAAUAAUUUUGAUGGGUCUGAUAUUUUUGGUGAUUUUACUUCUCAAUCUGAUUCGUUGUCUUCCCAGCCCUCCAAUAAUGUUGUCAAUGAUGACAAACAUGAUAAUAUCGCUGGUAAAUCAUUAGCAGACUCUAAACUUCCAGCUAAAAAGGAUACUUUCCAGGUGAAGUCUGGUGUCUGGGCUGAUUCACUAAGCCGCGGACUGAUUGAUCUCAAUAUAACUGCCCCUAAAAAAGUAUCCCUUGCGGAUGUUGGGAUUGUGGGUGACUUGAGCGAUGGAUUUGACGGAAAGGAGAAAGGCCCUCCACCUUCAUUUUAUAUGGGGAGAGCUAUGGGUUCAGGUUCAGGAAGUAUUGGACUCGGUAGGUCUGGAUUCACUCCUUCACAACCAGCACCUGGAGACGACAUAUUCUCAAACCUUGGCUCCCAACAAUAUCAAUUCGGUGGGUUCCAGAAGUAAAAAUCUGACUCAUCCCAAUCACAUUUUCACUCAUUCUUUGUGUGUCGGCACUUCAGAGCUUGUUAAGCUUUUUGGCAUGGUUUUGUUGGUAUAUAUUUCUCAAUAUUUUGUGAUUAUAUUAUUUUAAUCCUUAAGCUACUGUUGCGUCUAAAAUGCUGUUCAUGUCUGAUCGAUUGCCAUCCAGCGGACUAAAAGUACCGAAACAUAUGGUGGCACUACUUUGAGUUGUAAAAUAUCCGUGUCAACUAUAAGAGGUUUCUGUUGAUGUUGUUA